CGAAUAAAACAUUAUAAACACUUUUAUAUACACUCGCAGUUUAAAUUUCAAAGUUGGUAUCCGUGUCAGCAUAUACGUCAAAAUCAGCUGUCAGUCAAAAAAUUUGUUGUGAAAUUAAAAAUGGAUAACGAAAUAAGACAGGCUGUAUUAGAGUACUUAUUAGAUUCAUCUUCAAGUGAAGAAAGUACAUCUGCAUCAGAAUUGGAGGACAGAAUAAGCUCCAAUGACUCCUCUUCUGAUGAGGAUACGCAUGAAAAGGUUGCCAAUUUUAUGGAAACCAUUGAAAAAUACAGUGAAACUGAUUUUAAAUCUCACUUUAGAUUAGAUCGCUCAACUGCAGACCAAUUAAUAGAAAGCUAUUCACAAACUGAUUUCUUCGCAACUUCUAAUCAUGGGGGUAAAAUGAAAAUUGAAGCCAGAGAAGAAAUUUAUUUGUAUGUAUGGUACGUCAGUAACACUUUGACAUUCAGGCAGUUGGGAAACCUGUUUGGAGUUGCAACAUCUACAGCGUGGUCUAUAGUUGGACGUGUUAGCAGCUGGCUAGUUUCCAAAGGUAGAGAGUUUAUAAAGUGGCCUCAAGGUGAUGCCGUUGAGCAAAACUGCCGAAAAUUUGAGGCCAAGAAAAGAAUACCGAGUGUAAUUGGAGCGAUAGAUUGCACCCACAUCGUAAUUUCUGCUCCCAAAAGCAAUAAAAAGUGCUAUUACGACCGUAAACAAAACUUUACUAUUGUGUUGCAGGCCGUUGUUGAUGCAGACAAGAAAUUCAUCGACAUAUGUUGUGGAGAACCUGGUUCGUUACAUGAUAGUAGAGUGCUCAAAAGAUCAACAUUAUACAAUCGAGUGCAAACCAAUUAUACUCAGCUAUUUCCAUCGAACACUUAUCUAUUAGGUGACUCGGCGUAUGCUUCUUCACACUGGAUAGUGCCUCCAUUUAAGGACUAUGGCCAAUUAAGUGACCAGCAAAAAGCGUUUAAUUUCAUUCACUCAUCAACCAGGAUGGUGAUUGAAAAUGCUUUUGGUUUGCUAAAAGGACGGUUCAGAAGAAUUAAUAAGUUCACUGAACAACGAAAUCUUAAUUCAGUCAAAAGAAUUGUUGUAAGCGCUUGCAUUUUACAUAAUUUGUGUAUUAUCAACGCUGAUACCAUUGUACUGGACCAAGAAGCAACACCCGAGGAAAGACAUUUAGAACAAACCUCGAAUCUUGAAAACAUUCUCCUAGUUUUAAUUUUGGCAGGUCUUGUUGAUGGCAGUGCAGCAACUCCAACAGAAGCUACUGGGGCAGCUCCAGGAAAAGAUGCUGUGGCAGAAAAUCCAACAAAAGCUGCAGCAACUCCAGCAGAAGCUGCUGAUCCACCAAUUACGUUAUUGGUUUCUGUUUCUAAGGCAGCAGCAUUUGAAGCAGAAGCUGUAUUUGAAUCUGUAUCGGCCGCAAAAUAUUCCAAUGUAGGAGAUGCCUCAGCAUGUGUUUCUGGGAACCUGCUUGUCGUUGAGGGCAUAUCCGGUGAGGUUGGAAUUAAAACUGGUGCAUUUGUAAAAUGUUCAGACCCAAAGUUGAUAGUUUCGGCUUUUGAAUGA
Molecule: messenger RNA, 1575 nt
Organism: Eupeodes corollae
Lineage: Eukaryota; Metazoa; Arthropoda; Insecta; Diptera; Syrphidae
Exons: 4
Coding region: 121-1575 (484 amino acids)
Source: RefSeq, a predicted model, not a curated record